AUGGCUUCUAAGGCUAUUGCUAAUAGACUGAAGAAGAUUUUGCCAUCUAUUAUUAGUGAUACCCAAAGUGCUUUUAUGCAUGAAAGGUUAAUCAUUGAUAAUGUGAUAGUUGCUUUUGAAACUAUGCAUCACAUAAGCCAGAAAAAGGGAGGAAAGAGAGGGGAAAUGGUGCUUAAACUCGAUAUAAGUAAGGCCUAUGACUGGGUGGAAUGGACUUGCCUUGAUAAAAUUAUGGAGAAAUUAGGUUUUGUGGAACAUUGGAGAAGGUUAAUUAUGCGAUGUGUGUCCACUGUUUCUUAUGCCAUUAAUAUUAAUGGGCGUCCUAGAGGCCGUAUUAUUCCUUCUAGGGGUCUUUCAGCUCUCAUAAAAUCUUCAGUGGAGAAUGGCUCUUUGGAGGGUCUUGCUGUUUCUCGUGGCGGUCCAAAGCUUUCUCAUCUAUUUUUUGCAGAUGAUAGUCUGAUAUUUUGUAAGGCUACUCUAGAUAAUUGUGAAGCCUUGCAAAGAAUAUUGGAAGUUUAUGAAAGGGCUUCGGGUCAACAAUUAAAUAGAGCCAAGACGUCCUUGCUCUUUAGUAGCAAUACAUCACAUGAAGUCCAGGAGGAGAUAAAGCAAAGGUUUGGUGCCCAAGUUAUUAAACAACAUGAGAAGUAUCUUGGUCUACCAUCUCUUGUGGGUCGGAACAAAAGGAGUACUUUUGAUGCCAUAAAGGAUAAGGUGGGGAAGAAAUUGAAGGGUUGGAAGGAAAAAUUUUUAUCAAAGGCGGGUAAGGAGAUUCUUAUUAAGGCAGUGGCUCAGGCUAUCCCUACAUACACCAUGAGUUGCUUUAAAAUACCGGAUGCCCUUUGUGAGGAUCUGACAAGUAUGAUUUGUAACUUCUGGUGGGGACAAAGGAAGAAUGAGAAAAAGAUAGCUUGGCUUAGUUGGGAGAAGAUGUGUGAACCGAAGGCCAAUGGUGGUAUGGUGUUCAAAAAGCUGCAAUAA
Molecule: messenger RNA, 981 nt
Organism: Quercus robur (English oak)
Lineage: Eukaryota; Viridiplantae; Streptophyta; Magnoliopsida; Fagales; Fagaceae
Exons: 2
Coding region: 1-981 (326 amino acids)
Source: RefSeq, a predicted model, not a curated record